Messenger RNA from Talaromyces proteolyticus, 1134 nucleotides. Its product is annotated as putative peroxisome biosynthesis protein. Bases 1 to 1134 code for a protein of 377 amino acids. Gene Ontology annotation, cellular component: peroxisomal membrane. NCBI's taxonomy places the organism in Eukaryota, Fungi, Ascomycota, Eurotiomycetes, Eurotiales, Trichocomaceae. Gene Ontology annotation, molecular function: zinc ion binding. The transcript has a single exon. Gene Ontology annotation, biological process: protein import into peroxisome matrix. The record is from RefSeq and is a predicted model, not a curated record.
AUGUCCGACAACGCCUUUGGGAGCUCCGAGCCCCCCAAGCAAUCACCAGUAGCAAGCGCAUCUGCUCCGACCACACAUUUCUUUCCUUUCGCAACGUCUCCUGAUAUCAUACGCUCUCACGAGAAGGACACUUUCAUCACGGCGAGCCUGACAAACCAGGCACAAUCGAUUGUCAGGGCUCUCAAAGGAGCUCGCUACGUGCAUGGCAAUGCGGACACCAUUAAGAACCUCACAGAACUUCUAUACUUCUCACUCACAACGCUCAUCGGAAAUCGAACCCUGGGAGAAGAAUAUUGCGAUGUUGUGCAGUUAGAAGAUAAUACUCUACAGCUACCAUCAAUUACGCGACGAGGCGGUUACAUUGUUAGCAGUAUCAUACUACCCUGGUUUCUCGGCUAUUCCUUGCCCUCACUGCGGCGGAAGCUUCGCUCUAAAUUAGAGAGAAGUAUUGCUAGACAGAAUGCACAGGAAGCGACCCAGAGCUUUGCGCUUGGAGCGGAAAAUAAAUCCAAAAGCAGACGACCCUUCUGGAAUUCAUUACGGGUGCAACAAUAUAUCCUCGAUAAUCUCGAUUCCUUAACAUCACCAUCACCUAUGUACGCCUUAAGCCUGGCGACAUUUUACUUCACAGGUGCAUAUUACCAUCUGUCAAAACGACUUUGGGGACUGCGGUAUGUCUUCACAAAACGGAUUGACGAAAGUGAACAACGCGUUGGCUAUGAGGUGUUAGGAGUUCUCCUAGUGCUACAGAUGACUAUACAAGGAAUAAUUCAUUUACGCGAGACAAUCAAGUCAUUACAAAAAGGAAGUGAGACUGGAUCAAAGACAACACCAGUCGAGCGCAAGGGAGACAUUCCUCUUUCUUCCGUUCAAAACCCACCGUCAAUUCCAACCUUGAAUGCGACUACAGCACGAUAUGAUCUUUCCGAAGACCCCACUUCAGUUUCAUGGAUUCCGGAGGGACAGAACCGGAAAUGCACAUUGUGUCUUGAACUUUUCAAAGACCCGAGUGUGACGACUUGUGGUCAUGUCUUUUGCUGGACAUGUAUCCGAGACUGGGUUCGAGAAAAGCCUGAAUGUCCCCUAUGUCGACAGGAGGUUCUUGCAUCGAAGAUUCUACCAGUCCGGGGCUAG